Gasterosteus aculeatus aculeatus (three-spined stickleback) is the source of this 2599-nucleotide messenger RNA. RefSeq names its product solute carrier family 5 member 2 (gene slc5a2). Gene Ontology annotation, biological process: transmembrane transport; sodium ion transport. Lineage: Eukaryota; Metazoa; Chordata; Actinopteri; Perciformes; Gasterosteidae. Gene Ontology annotation, molecular function: D-glucose:sodium symporter activity. Gene Ontology annotation, cellular component: plasma membrane. The record is from RefSeq and is a predicted model, not a curated record.
CCCGGGGGGGGGGGGGGGAGCUGUUCCACUCCUUUUGUACAGUUUGAUCGAGUCUGUGAGCUGAAAGGCAAAGAAACGCUGUUUUGAUGAAAGCAACACUGUCAGAUGAUUAAAGGACUGUUUGGUUAAAUGUUUUCCACCUCUUUGUUUCUGAACAACAGACGCAUGUAUUAGAAAAGCACUGGAAAGCAGAACCACACCGCUGACACCCUGUUUUUCACGGUUUUGGUGUUAAUAAUUACUAAUAGUUAUUAAACUGCUGACCCGGUGGAUUGUUUAAAGCUGGCCAAAGUUCUCUCUCGCACCGACCGACCCCCCCCCCCCCAUCCCACCCCACGGAUCUGGACCUGUUCUUUCUGAGCUCAGGUGCUCGUAUCGAGCUUCAGGUUUAAAGCAAGUGGAGCGAUGGAGAGUCCCAAAGUGAUCAUCAGCAACCCGGCAGACAUCUCCGUCAUCGUGGGAUACUUCGUGGCGGUCAUCGGCGUGGGCGUUUGGGCCAUGCUUCGCAGCAAUCGUGGGACGGUGGGAGGAUAUUUCCUGGCGGGGCGCACCAUGACCUGGUGGCCGGUUGGUGCAUCUCUGUUUGCCAGCAACAUUGGCAGCGGCCACUUCGUGGGCCUGGCGGGCACCGGGGCCGCCAGCGGCAUCGCCGUGGGGGGGUUUGAGUGGAACGCUCUGUUCAUCGUGCUGCUGCUGGGCUGGCUGUUUGUACCCGUCUACCUCACCGCCGGGGUCAUCACGAUGCCCCAGUACCUGAAGAAGAGGUUCGGGGGGACCAGGAUCAGCCUCUACCUCACCGUCAUCUCGCUGUUCCUCUACAUCUUCACCAAGAUCUCAGUGGACAUGUUUUCUGGGGCGGUGUUCAUCCAGCAGGCUUUAGGGUGGAACAUCUACGUGGCCGUCAUCACCCUUCUCUUGAUAACGGCCUUGUACACCAUCACAGGUGGCCUGGCUGCUCUGAUGUUCACUGACACAGUUCAGACCUUCGUCAUCAUUGCCGGGGCCUUCGUCCUCACCGGUUUCUCUUUCGCUAAAGUAGGAGGCUACAGCGCUCUGCUGGCCAAAUACAGCGCCGCUACGCCCAGUAAUUUCUCCUCCACGGAGCCCCAGCGCUACAACAUCUCCCCCAGCUGCUACACCCCAAGACAGGACGCCUUCAACCUGCUGAGGGACCCGACCACCGGGGACCUGCCCUGGCCCGGCGUGCUUUUUGGCAUCGCCAUAGUGGGAGGCUGGUACUGGUGCACAGACCAGGUCAUCGUGCAGCGGUGCCUCGCGGCUCGCAACCUGACGCACGUGAAGGCCGGCUGCAUCAUGUGUGGCUACCUCAAGCUGCUGCCCAUGUUCCUCAUGGUGUUCCCCGGCAUGAUCAGCAGGGUCCUCUACCCAGAUGAGGUCGGCUGUGUUGUGCCCGAGGUGUGUAAGAGGGUGUGUGGGACUGAGGUCGGCUGCUCCAACAUCGCCUAUCCCAAGCUGGUGGUGUCCAUCAUGCCAAACGGUCUGCGAGGUCUGAUGCUGGCUGUGAUGUUGGCCGCCCUCAUGUCGUCUUUGGCCUCCAUCUUUAACAGCAGCAGCACGCUGUUCACACUGGACAUCUGGACCCGCAUCAGGCCACAGGCCGCCGAGCGCGAGCUCCUCAUCGUGGGCCGGGUCUGGGUUCUGAUCAUCGUGUGCGUCAGUAUCUGCUGGAUCCCGGUGGUGCAGGCGGCUCAGAGCGGCCAGCUGUUCGAUUACAUCCAGUCGGUGUCGAGCUAUCUGGCUCCGCCCAUCGCCUCCGUCUUCUUCCUGGCUGUGUUUGUCAAGAGGGUCAAUGAACAGGGUGCGUUCUGGGGCCUGAUAGCGGCUGUGAUGGGUCUGUGCCGCAUGUUGCCCCGAGUCUGGUUCGGUUCUGGCAGCUGCGUCUUCCCGUCCACCUGCCCCGUUCUGGUGUGCGGCAUCCACUACCUCCACUUCGCCAUCAUACUCUUCUUCUGCACCUCCGUGCUGGUGCUGGUGGUCAGCUGCUGCAGCCGGCCCAUAGAGGACGAACACCUCCACCGGCUGGUGUUCAGCCUGCGUCACUCCAAAGAGGAGAGGGUGGAUUUGGACUGGGAGCAGGAGGAGAAAGGGAGAAGAGCCCGGAGGGAGGCGGAGGAGCGGCGGAGGGAGAGCAAGGACUCUGCGGCCGAAGCGUCUUGUGUCGGUCGGCUUUGUGGCAGCUCCCAGGCACACGAGGAAGCCCCGCCGCCCGAGGCACCGGAGAAGCUGCCCGACAUCGGCGAGGAGCCGGCGUGGAGGCACGUGGUGGACGCCAACGCGCUCAUCAUGAUGGCCGCGGCGGUGUUCAUGUGGGGUUACUACGCUUGAUCCCUCGGACGUCACGAUGACGUGAAAAUGAGCGUCUGUAGAGCAGCUUACCCUGACGUUACUGUAUACGGUUACACGUUGAUUCAAUGUGCGGCCGCUUCCGAGACUGAGAAAGAAAAAAAAGUGAGAAGACACAAUAAAAGAAUCAAGUUGCCCCAAGAUUGGUUUUCAAAGCCUUUUCUUUGGCUCAAAAAAAUCAAUGAGUCACUUCGUAAAACACAGAUAAGGCGUUGAAUAAAGUCUACAAAGAACA